UGACCGGGGGCGCGCUGCGGCCGCCCGCGCGGAGCCGGCGAGAGGCGGCGGCGGCGGGAGCAGCGGUGAUGGACGGGUCCGGGGAGCAGCCCAGAGGCGGGGGGCCCACCAGCUCUGAGCAGAUCAUGAAGACAGGGGCCCUUUUGCUUCAGGGUUUCAUCCAGGAUCGAGCAGGGCGAAUGGGGGGGGAGGCACCCGAGCUGGGUCUGGAGCCGACGCCCCAGGAUGCAUCCACCAAGAAGCUGAGCGAGUGUCUCAAGCGCAUCGGGGAUGAACUGGACAGUAACAUGGAGCUGCAGAGGUGUGGCCCCUGGGGACCCGGAAGUCCAGACACUGGUCUCCUCCUUCAGAACGCAGACGUCCAAGCCCCACACAGAAUGAUUGCCGAUGUGGACACAAACUCCCCCCGUGAGGUCUUUUUCCGAGUGGCAGCUGAUAUGUUUUCUGACGGCAACUUCAACUGGGGCCGGGUUGUCGCCCUUUUCUACUUCGCCAGCAAACUGGUGCUAAAGGCCCUGUGCACCAAGGUGCCCGAGCUGAUCAGAACCAUUAUGGGCUGGACAAUGGACUUCCUCCGAGAGCGGCUGCUGGGCUGGAUCCAAGACCAGGGUGGUUGGGACGGCCUUCUCUCCUACUUUGGAACCCCGACGUGGCAAACAGUGACCAUCUUCGUGGCCGGAGUGCUCACCGCCUCGCUCACUAUCUGGAAGAAGAUGGGAUGAGGCCCCCCGCUGCCUUGGACUGUGUUUUUUCUGCAUAAAUUAUGGCAUUUUUCUGGGAGGGGUGGGAUUGGGGGACAUGGGCAUUUUUCUUACUUUUGUAAUUAUUGGGGGUGGGUGGGAAGAGUGGUCUUGAAGGGGGCAAUAAAUCUCCUUCGGGCCACA
Molecule: messenger RNA, 884 nt
Organism: Microcebus murinus (gray mouse lemur)
Lineage: Eukaryota; Metazoa; Chordata; Mammalia; Primates; Cheirogaleidae
Gene: BAX
Product: BCL2 associated X, apoptosis regulator
Biological process (GO): extrinsic apoptotic signaling pathway in absence of ligand; mitochondrial fusion; release of cytochrome c from mitochondria
Cellular component (GO): mitochondrial outer membrane
Molecular function (GO): BH domain binding; channel activity
Source: RefSeq, a predicted model, not a curated record